Molecule: messenger RNA, 3957 nt
Organism: Symbiodinium sp. CCMP2592
Lineage: Eukaryota; Dinophyceae; Suessiales; Symbiodiniaceae
Source: the annotation of a GenBank genome assembly
AUGGAGAGUGUGAACAGUGAUGUGAUGAUGACUCUAGUAUAUCAAGGUGGCCAAGGUGGCGAGGAUGCGGCAGACCAUGCCAUCGUGUUGGACGAUGUGAAAGAGCAUGAAACGGAUGCCUACAGGCUGAAGCUUUCCAAAUGGAGCCAGAGCGCAAUGAACACUAUAACUUCUCCGAUUUUCUGGUGCUUGCUCUAUUUGUGUCGUGCGCUGCGGAGUCCUUUGCGGCAUUUCAUGUUGUUCGUCCAGAAGGGCGCAAAGCUUGGCGAUUGCAUGUUCCGGCUUGUCACCAUGAAGCUAGACGAGUUCACUGCAGAGUUCAGUGCAUUGUUUCAGAAGCUACCAGAAAUUGUUGACAAGGCGCUGCAGUUAUCAGGCUGUUUCCACGAAACAAAGGGACUUUCACACGCAGACAUUGUCCGCAUGAGGUAUCUUGCGUUGAGAUUGUUGCUGUUGCACUGGGCAGCGUUUCGUCGUCGCAUCAUCAGACCUUUGCGGCAAUACCCCAUGAAGCUUUUCUGGUUGAUCAAGAGCCAUCCCAAAAGGUUUUGCAAACGCAGGCAGCAGGUGGCUGAGGAGUUGAUUGGGCUCGAUGCACAUCAGCUUGAUUCAGCUACACGCAAGAUCCGAGAGCUUUGUUGUCGUGAGUUGCAGCAUUUGCGGAUCACUGGCGUGUUUCCCGACGUGAGUUCGCCAUCUGGAAGCUUUCUGUACGCAUUCUUGAAGGGUCUUGCACGCAUGCUACCUGCUGACACACAAGCAAUCGAGGGCAUAAACAGCUUGAUCAAGUUGAUGGGUCGGCGUGCGCCGAACAUCAGUCUGGAAUUGAUGUCGUCUAGGCUUGCCAUCCGGCGUGCUUUGAGUGAAGAUCACAGUAUGGCAAGGAAGAAAAAAUGGUCGGCUAUCAAGAACACGGCGGAAGGGCUAAUGAAAUCAAUUGUUGGCUUCAAGACGGCGUCGCUCGCCAUUCUAUCGAAUGAUGGCAGAUGGUCUAAGCCUCUGCCUGCAAACUGCGGUAAUGGCGUGUUACCGGCAGUGCUUGCAAUCACGGACCGCGAAGCAGUGCUUUCUGUGAGGGGGCCAGAAGAUCAAACAGGGUCAUCAGCAGCUUCAUCAGCAGAAGCUGGACGGGGCCAGCCGGGAAACUCAUUGCUUGUAGCAGACCUUGCCAAAGCAAAAUCAAGCAGUGGCAUCUCAUGGGCGAAGUCAUACAACCUGGCGUGGCGUCGAGCAACUACAUCAUCCACAAAGAAGAACAAACAACAGGAUGCUGGUCACAGAGUGGGUUCAGGUUUGCUGAUUGCAGUCGUCGAGACCGACGGCGAGGGCAACGAUGGGCUAGUGCAGCAGCAGCAGCCACCAUUGUUCUUCGCAGUGGCAGAGAAGUUUUCGGUAAGCGUGAUGUUCUCGAAGAUUCACUGUGUGCAGAUCAAUGGUCAUCCGUGUCUUCAGUGGGUUUAUGAAGAGAACAAUUGCGUUGAAUCCACUUUGUUCUUCUUGAGUUUCUACGGUGCCUGCUCUGGUCGAGGCUUGCGCUUGCGAGUGGGUUACGUAGUGUUGUCGCCAGACAUGUCUCACCUCCUGCUGCCUGGCUGGAGAACAGAUGCAGAGGGUGAGGGUGAGAUAAGAGUGGCUUCGGUCCUACAAUUGGUGAACCAGGUGUUUGUCAUGACUGCUGAGUCUCACCCGUCUGCGGCCAAGUCGGGGAAACCACAAUCUGGAAGGAAGGCCAGAGCAAAGGCAGCAAAGCGCAAACCACAAGCAAAGCAAGCAGGUCGCAAGAGGAAGGAUGCGCCUGAAGCGGAUGCAAACGAAACCGACGUGGAUCCACCGAAUGUUGCGGAUUACAUUGAUGAUAAUGAUAACUUCCUCGACGAUGUCGAGGUAGCCACUGAUGCUGAGGACUCGGAUGAUGACAACACAGCACAACACGAGAUGCAGGAAAUCAAUGAAGCCAGCGCGGCUGCUGCCACGGAUCCAGCUCGCCUGCCAUCGUCGAAGAAUGUGUUUGCAGUGGCUGAGGAUAUACAUCGCAAUGCCGAGCUGAUUCCAGACGCGGCUGUCGAAGAAGAAGCGUUGUUGCUUCUGGUUCGUAGGGCUCGCUCUCAGAAAGCCAAAAACAUGGGCGUUGGUUGCAGAUCUACAGGACACGUACUUCCGGGCGAAGACAGCACUCAGCCUCAGCCUCACAUGGGCUCACAGCUUCCAGAAGAGUCCGGUGAAGUCAUGGGUGAAGCAAGCUUGGCGAGUCAGCGUGAGCCAGUCGACACAGAAGGUGUUUUGGGGGAUGCACGCAGCGGUGCUGAUGCCUCUGCGUCGGAUAAUGAGUCUGACAUUGAGGCAGAGCUCCCACAUGACAUCGCUGCUUUGCUCAGAUCGGAGGCAAUGGUAGAUCUUCAGCGUGACGGGCGUGUCCUGAAACGAUGGGUGAUGGCAUGUCAUCUGAUGCUUGAGGCAAUGCAUGAGUAUGCGAAGACCAAGGACGUGCUGUUGGGGACAGAUCGCAGCAUCAGUUUGGUGUUGCUCAAAAGCAUGGGGGUUGCUGCAGCGGGUUGCAAGUGUGUUCGCUGCAAAUACACAGAUGAUUCUCAAGAUCUCAUAUGGGUCCAUUGGCUGAACAACGGGAGGCAUGGCUUGAUUGGUCGACAAGGACGUGAAGUGAGAUUAGAUGACGACGGUAAAGUUUUGUUCUCUGUGGCAGAUUGCACGAUGUAUCGCACUGGCAUAAGCAACGGCAUCGGCUAUCCGGAGCUUUGUCUGGACGAUCGCCAUGCUCAUGUUCUGCUACCGUCUGUUCGAGCAGCAAUGCGUAAAGUCAAGCGAACCGACCCCGAUCGAGAUGCAGUGUCACCGCACUUCCUGCGGCUCCGAGACUUUUGCGAGUACAUGCUGACUUCAGUUUCACAAAGCACGUACAAGAAAGCACAUGAGGUACUGUUCGGGCAAUCCAUGGAGAUUGCGGAACGCUUCAACUCCGAACAGGGCAUAUGUUUGCUCAGUAAGAUCUUCGAGGUCUACCAGGACGGGCCACGCCGCACCAUCAAGUGGUACAAAGAAGACGGCAAAACUUAUCUGCGCGACCUGCACAAUUGCUUCCACGGCGGCUUGGCUCCCACGUGGCUGGAAUCCAUACUCGGAUCAAAAGAUGUGGAGGAGGCGGCAUGGAAGCGGCACGCAAGUCGACAGGGCAUCACGACGGCCAGUGGGUCGUCGUACCAGAAGACUUACUCUGAUUGGGUGACUGAGAAUUUCUCACAGAGAUUCAAAACCUUUCAGAUCUUUGACCUUGCCAAGAGGGUUAUGCAUUACCUGAACGAUCUGGACUGCGUGAACAGAUUCAGUGAAGCUCUGGGAGACCAUUGUGACUUUCAGCAUGAGAACUUGUCGACGCUCGCAACAAUGCAGAACUUGCACGUGUUUGGCAAGCUGGUUGUAUCUUUGUCGGCCACCUACAGCCUUGAGCUCCUUUCGGAGGUUUUCAUUGUGGGGAGUCGAUACUUGGCAGUGAGCUCAGCUGUGCCCAUCAUACGGGACCGACCGAGUGGCUCGGGCGGAGACUAUGACAUGCCAAUGCCUGAAUGGACAUUUACCAAACACAUGCCUGCCAUCAUCGAUCGUCUCAAGACAGAGGUGGGCGGUGCGUCCUUUGUGACCAAGAUAUUCAAGCCUGCUGUCAGUGCCCGUGCUCAAGCAAGUUCGGAUGGAGCCACGCUCGACGUGAAUGAAUUGCUCGCGCCCAAGAAGCGGAAGCGAGCCACCUCAAAGCCAAAAGCAAAAGGCAAAGCGGCAAGGAAUCGUGCCACUGAUGACGACCGCGAGGAUGCGGAUCAAGUGUUGGCAGAUGUGGAGGAGGGCUGCGGAUGUAGCAGGAAACGAUGGUGGAUUGACGACUUGCUGUCUGCGCUGAUCCAUGCAGCAGGCUCUCGUGUGACAUGUGUGAGACGUCUCACCAACUGA